AUGGUGGACAGAUUAAGUCUUGAGAAGACAAAGCAUCCUCGCCCAUAUAAGUUAAGGUGGCUAAACGACCAGACCAAGCUCAAGAUCUCCGAGCAAGUGUCCAUACCGUUUAGUAUCAGCAAAUACCAUGAUCAAGUCACUUGUGAUGUGGUACCCAUGCUAGCAGGACAUCUAUUACUCGGUAGACCGUGGCAAUUCGACCGAGCCACGACCCACAAUGGCCGCACCAACCAUUAUUCUUUCAUGCACAAGGAGCGUAAGUACAAUCUUGCGCCUCUAAGCCCCACCGAGGUACAUGAAAUGCAAGUGCACAAGAACAAAGAAUCCGAGCUAAGUAAAAAAAGUCGUUAUUUAUCAUCUAGUGAUGUUUAUAAAACCAUGAGUGCCAAUGGCACCAUGCUACUAAUGAUGUUUAAAGAGUGUCUAAGGGCAGGUCUAGGUGACUCUGAGAUACCACUUGAAGUACAAGCUAUUCUGAACAAGUUUCAGGAUGUAUUUCCCAAAGAGAUACCACCAGGAUUGCCACCACUUCGUUGA
Eutrema salsugineum is the source of this 537-nucleotide messenger RNA. RefSeq lists its product as uncharacterized. NCBI's taxonomy places the organism in Eukaryota, Viridiplantae, Streptophyta, Magnoliopsida, Brassicales, Brassicaceae. The record is from RefSeq and is a predicted model, not a curated record. Bases 1 to 537 code for a protein of 178 amino acids. The transcript has a single exon.